GCAGACACCGCCGGUUGGUGCCUGCUGCUCCGCAGUGGGGGAGCGGCGCGGGUAGAGCCGGGCCGGCACCAGUACCACCACCAGCAGCAGCGCUUCCCGCAGCCAUGUCCGUGGUCGGUAUCGACCUGGGCUUCCUCAACUGCUACAUCGCCGUGGCGCGCAGCGGCGGCAUCGAGACCGUCGCCAACGAGUAUAGCGACCGCUGCACCCCAGCUUGCAUAUCUCUAGGAUCAAAAACCCGAGCCAUUGGCAAUGCAGCAAAGAGCCAGAUUGUCACAAAUACUAAAAAUACAAUACAUGGCUUCAAAAAAUUGCAUGGAAGAGCAUUUGAUGAUCCUUAUGUACAAACUGAAAAGAUCAAACUUCCCUAUGAGCUUCAGAGGAUGCCAAAUGGGAGUGUAGGAGUAAGGGUGCGAUACUUGGAUGAGGAGAGACCAUUUGCAAUUGAACAAAUUGCAGGAAUGCUGCUGGCCAAACUUAAAGAAACUUCAGAAAAUGCUCUUAAAAAGCCAGUGGCAGACUGUGUGAUAUCAGUCCCUAGUUUCUUCACUGAUGCUGAAAGGAGGUCUGUAAUGGCAGCUGCACAGGUGGCAGGGUUAAACUGUCUGAGACUGAUGAAUGAGACUACAGCAGUUGCACUGGCAUAUGGAAUAUAUAAACAGGAUCUACCUUCUUUGGAAGAAAAACCAAGAAAUGUAGUCUUUGUAGAUAUGGGACAUUCUGCAUAUCAAGUUUCAGUCUGUGCUUUUAACAAAGGAAAACUGAAGGUCUUGGCUGCUGCCUUUGACCCUUUCUUGGGAGGCAAAAACUUUGAUGAAGUUUUAGUAGAUUACUUCUCUGAGGAAUUCAGGACAAAAUAUAGAUUGAACGUAAAAGAAAAUGCUCGUGCUGUUCUACGAUUGUAUCAGGAAUGUGAAAAACUAAGGAAACUUAUGAGUGCUAAUGCUUCUGACCUUCCACUCAACAUUGAAUGCUUUAUGAAUGACCUGGAUGUCUCCAGCAAAAUGAAUAGAACUCAGUUUGAGCAGUUAUGUGCUCCUCUUCUAGCUAGAGUGGAGCCUCCCUUAAGAGCAGCAAUGGAUCAAGCUAAACUGCAACGUGAAGACAUAUAUGGUAUAGAAAUUGUAGGUGGAGCUACUAGAAUCCCUGCAGUGAAGGAACAAAUCUCUAAGUACUUCUGUAAAGAUAUAAGCACCACAUUGAAUGCCGAUGAAGCUGUUGCAAGAGGUUGUGCACUGCAGUGUGCAAUUCUUUCCCCAGCAUUUAAAGUGCGUGAGUUUUCCAUCACAGAUGUUGUUCCUUAUUCAAUAACUUUAAGAUGGAAGUCUUCUUAUGAGGAAGGAACAGGGGAAUGUGAAGUCUUUAGUAAGAAUCAUGCUGCUCCAUUCUCAAAAGUGAUUACGUUCCACAAGAGAGAACCAUUUGAUCUGGAGGCAUAUUAUACUAACCCACAUGAAGUGCCUUAUCCUGAUACCAGGAUAGGGCGUUUCACUAUUCAGAAUGUUGGUCCCCAGCAUGAUGGUGACAAUUCCAAAGUGAAGGUUAAAGUACGUGUCAAUAUCCAUGGCAUCUUCAGUGUGGCUAAUGCAUCUAUAAUAGAGAAGCAAAGCAUAGAAGGGGACCCCAAUGAUGUACCCAUGGACACAGAAUCAGCAUGUAAGAAUCAACGCAAAGAAGAUGAACUGGAUAACAUGCAGAUUGACCAAGAGGAAGGCAAUCACAAAAACCAGGCUGACCAGCAGAACCAGGCAGAUGAAGAAACUGAACAAGUAGGGGCUGAAACAAAGACAGCAUCAGGAGACAAACAGGAUAAUCCAGCACAGACAGCUAAAGCUAAAGCAAAGGUCAAGAGCAUUGAUUUACCUAUACAGGCUAGUCUGUAUAGACAGUUGGGACAGGAUAUUAUUAAUAGCUACAUAGAAAAUGAGGGGAAGAUGAUGAUGCAAGAUAAGCUAGAAAAAGAAAGAAAUGAUGCCAAGAAUGCUGUUGAAGAAUAUGUGUAUGAUUUUAGGGACAAGCUGUGUGGAGUCUUCGAAAAAUUCAUCACUGAAGAAGAUUCAAACAGACUAACCUUAAUGCUCGAAGAUACAGAAAACUGGCUUUAUGAAGAUGGAGAAGACCAACCAAAACAAGUGUAUAUGGAUAAACUUCAGGAAUUAAGAAAAUUUGGUCAGCCUAUUCAGGAAAGGUACAUGGAACAUGAAGAGAGACCAAAAGCUUUAAAUGAAUUGGGAAAGAAGAUCCAACUUCUUAUGAAAGCAGUAGAGGCAUUCAAAAAUAAGGAUGAAAAAUAUGAUCACUUGGAUCCUGCCGAGAUUGAAAAAGUUGACAAAUGCAUCAGUGAUGCUAUGAGUUGGUUGAACACCAAGAUGAAUGCUCAGAACAAACUAGGUCCAACUCAGGACCCAGUUGUAAAAGUUGCAGAAAUACUAGGAAAAUCAAAGGAAUUGGAUAGUUUCUGUAACCCUAUUGUAUACAAACCCAAACCGAAGGUGGAACCUCCUUCUGAAGGCCAAGCAAAAGCUAAUGGUGAACACAAUGGACCAGUGAAUGGGCAGAGUGGUGCUGAAACAAAACCGGAUCCAGCAAAGGACAAUUUUCAGCAAACCAAACCAUCUGGGGAAAUGGAAGUGGACUAAACUUUACAUUUCUCUUUUACUUAAUUAAAAUAGUGCAAGCAACCAGAGGGUCCAUUCUUCUUUUGUCUGUUAACCUUACAGAUGCUCAGUUAUUCUUAGCCAAUUUUCUGUCAUUUGUUCUUGCAGUAGUUUUGAAAGUGUUUUAUAUUGAUUACACCUCCAAUGUUCAUUUCCAUUGAUGCUGCUUAUGUGGGGCUUUAGCUGAAUGUAGAUUGUAUGUCAGUUUAAGCUUUCCCAAUAUAUUUUAUAUCAAACAUACAGAAUUGAUAUAUAUGGCAACGAUCUACCUUAUUUAAAGCUUUUAUUGUGGAUAAACCUCAGCUCCUUUAUUCAGGAAAGGACACUGUAUUGCACUAUUGAUGCUGAAGUGUAGAUCUAAUUGCAUCUUUAUUUUGGAAAAAUAUUGGAAUUGAAGUGGCAUAAACAUUGUCACUUAAAGCACUGACCUUUUUCUAGUUAUUGUACUGUUAUAAUUUAAAUAUUAAAUUAGAGUUUAGCUGGCAUACUAGUCUGUCUUGUUGAUGUACCAUGAGAACUGUUCAGUCUUUCUAUAAACAAAGCAUAUAAAAUUAGAAAAGAUUUCUUAAUUUUUAGACUCUUAUCACAAACAUAAUUUUAGUUGUAAUCAAUACUAGUCAAAUGGCUUUGCCAUUUGCUAAAUUUCAAACUAAUGGUUUCGUCACACUUGUCUUGUACAUAACAUGCCUGUUCUCAUGAUAAACUGCUGCAAAAGUUACUGUAGUAUGAGAAGGUAAAGUUUUUGAGGACUGUUUAGAUGGGUCUCCCUUCCAAACGUCUCUUUAUUGCAUGUUCCUCCUGAUUUUACUGGCUUGUUUCAUACUGAAUGAAACCUAAACUUGUUUCUUAUCAACCAGCACAUCUAUCACACUUUCAGCAGAGAAAUAAUGAAAAUAGAAUAUGGGAACAAGCUGGCCUUCAGCUUACCUAAUACUGAGGUCAGGUUUAAAGUUUAUGGUUUGGGAUUUGAAACCUUUUUAAACAGGCGAAGACUCCACGCAAACUGUACAAGUGCUGUAGCUUCUGGCAUAUCCUAUCAGCUGUAGAAGUAAUGAGGUAACAUGACAUGCUACAAAAUACCUGUUUGACAUAAAAGCAAGGUAUGUAAAUGUACUUAACUAGUCAAACUACACCCUUGUCGUAUACUAGUAAAAGGCAAAUGUGAGAGGAUGACUAUUUAAAAAAAAAAGGCAAACAAUA
This is a messenger RNA of Gavialis gangeticus (Gharial), 3857 nucleotides long. RefSeq names its product heat shock protein family A (Hsp70) member 4 like (gene HSPA4L). Gene Ontology annotation, biological process: protein folding. The transcript has 19 exons. Bases 105 to 2639 code for a protein of 844 amino acids. Gene Ontology annotation, molecular function: ATP binding; ATP-dependent protein folding chaperone. Gene Ontology annotation, cellular component: cytosol; nucleus. Lineage: Eukaryota; Metazoa; Chordata; Crocodylia; Gavialidae. The record is from RefSeq and is a predicted model, not a curated record.